AUGACUUUAUUUGAUGAUUACUGUCUAGACCGCCCGGCUGAACCCGUACAAGUCUUCGAGGUCGGACAGGAUGCAACACUCCUCACAGGCUCAUACCAACAAUCAGACCUUCGCACGCUAGAGGAUACGGCAUCCUUUUUGGAAAACAGUCAGAACAAGCCUUACAAAUGUCGCCUUGUGUCAAUAUGUCAAAAGAAUUCCUGGCAAAAACUGCAGAUCACUAAGCCUAUGCUGGACCUCCUCGUCGCUGGACACGGGAUAGGUCCAUCAUUUUGGGCGGUGCCAUCGUGCUUUUAUCGGCGCAGUGAUGACCUCGAAGGGGUAUUUUGCCUUCCAUUUACAGAGUCCUGCUCUGGCUCCAUAACUGAAAUAUCCUACACUCUGAGAUACCCCGAGUACAAGCCGCAAGAGAACAAAUGGGUCAUUCGCCAGAGUGGAAUUUACCACCGAUACGACAAAACUUCGUCCCACAGUCUUUUCGUACUGUUCAAUCCCACACCACGAUCCAAAGCGCAUUUGCAGGCUGAGAAUUCACUGCGUGAUCUUCGCCCCGAAGUUGAAUCCGACCCUUUUUGGUUACACCGGGUCUUGUUCUCAGAGUACUUCCCUGCCUGGAGGAAAUAUAUCGCCGUACACGAACAACGAUUUCUACCCCUUGCAGGCAGUACAAUCGCCACUUUUAUUAGUGGGCCAUUGAGUCUAGGGUACGAUAGCCUCAGCACAUUGACUGCCUUGCAGACUCGAUUUCUCGAAGUUCCAGCCAUCUUAGCAUCGGCGACAGAUAUUCUCGACGAGCUGUGUGCCGUUGUUAGCUCCGGGUCGGUGCCCUCACGAAAUAACGCCGGAGUUCAGUUUUUCAAAAAUCAGCGUCGAGAGUGCAUUGCAAAUUCCCAUAAUGCUUCGCAUUUGCAGGAGCGGACACAGAUUGUCUCAAAGCUGCUAGCCGACACUUUGCUAUUUCGGAAUCAGGUCCUGGCCAAGGAACAAAAUUCAAACAUGUUACAGCUGAACAAGUCAGCAGUAUUCAUCACCACUUUGACGUUGGUAUAUCUUCCGUCGUCAUUCUUGGCCACUGUAUUUGGUAUGAACUUCUUUGACAUGGAUCAAGCGAACAAUCGUAUUGUCGGUACACCUAUGAUAUGGAUAUUUUUCGUAUCAUCUAUUGCCCUGACGGCAUUCACGUUUCUUCUUUACUACUGGCUAUUGCGUCGCGAUGGUCCAGCGUUCCGUGCGCUUGUACCGAGGAUACAAAUUCGCCCAGCUUGGAAUUUUGAACAAGUGAGGAGGCGGAUCACAGGCGGCGCUAAUGCCAGUAUCGAGCUACAGUCUCCAGCUUGA
This is a messenger RNA of Penicillium robsamsonii, 1338 nucleotides long. Its product is annotated as Mg2+ transporter protein CorA-like/Zinc transport protein ZntB. Lineage: Eukaryota; Fungi; Ascomycota; Eurotiomycetes; Eurotiales; Aspergillaceae. The transcript is spliced from 4 exons. Gene Ontology annotation, biological process: metal ion transport; transmembrane transport. Gene Ontology annotation, molecular function: metal ion transmembrane transporter activity. Gene Ontology annotation, cellular component: membrane. The record is from RefSeq and is a predicted model, not a curated record. Bases 1 to 1338 code for a protein of 445 amino acids.